AUGCUGCUGAUCCUGGUGGUUGCUGCUUUUCUUCUUGAAUUGGUGGAAAUCUCAGGGUACAAAUCGACCACAUUCCAACAAUUGAAACAAGACGGGAAAUUUUGGCCCCUGGCUGGAACUGGGAGGGAUGUCGUGAAAGUGAGAGGUUUGGUGGAUUGUGGCUCCAUUUGCCAUUCACUUCGCCCAGCUUGCAACAGCUUCAACUGGUUUCCUGGAAAUCUAACAUGCGAGAUGGUAAACACGGUCAACGCCUUCUUGGAAGAUGCACCUGGUGCAAUGGCAUACGUCAAUGCUUCCAGCGUGUGCUAUACGAGUCCACCUGCACUUGAGAAUCGAACCAUGUAUUUCUCGUACGGAUGGAAUGGCAGCUUGCCUGCACCUCUCCUAUCAGAAGUCUCAUACGAUUGCCCAAUAUUUUCCCGUUGCCCGCCUCUUGUACCCCUGAAAGCCAAAUGUAUUGGACCAAACACAUGGCAACUCCUGAAUGUCAACGUCACUCCUUCUUGCUUAGCAAACACACAAGGCUACGAACUUUCGACGGAAGACGGUCGGAUGUACAAACGGUACCCUGGGCCCAUGAAUCGGACGGAGGCCAGUCGUGUUUGUUGCCAGGAUGGGGCAAUACUUGCUUCCGACACGAGUGGCAUCACCUAUAGUUCGAUCCGAAUUGUCGCCAUGGAUACCACAGAAGCCAUUCUGCAAGGAGCCACCGAUGAGGCAGAAGAAGGCACGUGGAUCUAUGAGGACACAAGUUUCCUCCAGGUGAACAACACGCCGAUAACAUCCUAUAAUUGGUGGGGAACGAACAGCAGCCUCCCAGCGGGUCAGCAGCAAGCCCCAAACGGCGGACGAGACAAGAAUUGUCUCAGUCUCUUGGGGGAAUACUGGUUCGACAUCCCUUGUUCCACCGAGCUCCCCUUCGUCUGCCAGUACUUCUAA
This is a messenger RNA of Darwinula stevensoni, 939 nucleotides long. The record is from the annotation of a GenBank genome assembly. NCBI's taxonomy places the organism in Eukaryota, Metazoa, Arthropoda, Ostracoda, Podocopida, Darwinulidae.